AUGCCUUUCUUCUCCAACCCGUACCGAGCGGCCGCGCUUGCGGCGCGCCGUGUGUGGGAGAACAUUAAGAGAUGGCCGUGGCAGCUAUUUAGUGACAGUGUCUUGGCCCGUGGUUGUGCCCAACGACUCGCACGGUACAGGUGCACUUCGGUCCGUGCUGGCGGGCAGCUGGAGGAGCGCGGCAUCAUUGUGAGCCGUACGCCACCGAUCCGCCUGGGGUGUAUGCGCGCCUUGUCAAGUCUUGGACACGGCAGGCCACCGGGCGAUUUCGGAUUCGAUACGGCCCCUCCUUGUCGGCGGCGCCGGGUGGUGUGGGGCCGUGGAUUUGAGCCCAUCCCCGCCAACUUGAGAUGGUGCGCUCCCAACCCUAUCUAUGUCUACGGCUAG
Molecule: messenger RNA, 387 nt
Organism: Colletotrichum destructivum
Lineage: Eukaryota; Fungi; Ascomycota; Sordariomycetes; Glomerellales; Glomerellaceae
Exons: 2
Coding region: 1-387 (128 amino acids)
Source: RefSeq, a predicted model, not a curated record